AUUCUUAUCAAUUUUUAAUUUAAUUUUUUUUGCCCGAACGCUCGUGCGAGAAGACGACUCUGGAAGCUCCGAGAAGUCCCUGAAUCAGAGAGCCAGAUUAGGGAAGUGCUGCGAUUUUCUCUCAACUGUUACAGGGAACUUUCAUUUUUCCGUUUAUUUUUGACUCAGAAAACGGUUUUUGGUGAGAGGAUUUUCUCUUGAAACAUGAUAUCAUAUAAAUCAACUGCAUCUUUCUGGGGUGGUGGAUAGAAGAACCGGAGGAAUGUCAGACUUGUACAUGUGUGAGCUUGAAGAUAAUAUGUGGGAUGACUUUGGUGAGAGUGACGAUCAUAUAGUGCCUCAUCAUGGCAAUGAAUGUGAGGAUCAAAUUGCUGUACAGGAUGAUAGCUGUAAGAAGCCACAAGGUGUAGGAAUUGGUGUUACAAGUAAUGCUGCCAAUAAAAAAACUAAAUAUGGUACACGAGGCAAGGAGGAAAGGAGUUCACCAAUAUUGACCAAGAAAGACACGAUGUUGGAAAAAGAUUCAUGGUCUCAAACACCUGAUGACAUGUUUCCUUCUUCAUGUGAUGGCGACUCGCUUAAUGGAGUAACAAUUACGGAAUCUGAUGAUACAAGGAUGCCCAACCAUUGUUUAAAAAGUGGGAAGAUAGAUUCUGGUGGCAGUGAGUUUUGUGUGGAUGAUUCUAUCUUGGGUGAGAAGUGUGCUGCAGUUGAGAACAACUUGUACCGUUAUCCACUCAGUAACAUAUCCCAAACAGAUAAUGAUCUCAGUUUUUUGGACAAUGAACAUGAAGGCGAAGAAAGCAAUGAUCUCUUAUCCAGUUGGUGGCCGAAUAUAGAAAAUUUUGAGGAUGUUGACAGGAUGUUUAGAAGUUGUGAUUCAAGUUUUGGGCUAGGGUCACUUAGUAAUGAAGACGAUUUGUGCUGGUUCUCAUCUUCACAUGCUGCUGAAGUAUUCGAAGAUGCAUUGAAAUCUGACAAGUUUAUAGGUCAUGAGGCAAGUGUGUUCAGAAGUAUUUCAGAAUGUGAUGAAACGUCCAGUCCAAAACGUGCAUGUCUUCCAAUCAAUUAUCCCAACAAGAAAAAUGUUUCUAUACGUGGUGAAAUGAAUUCUUAUACGUCACAUAUUGACGACCCUGCUUCCCUUGGUCAGUUAUCAUUUGUGAAUGGGUCUGAUACGAAAACUGAGCACAGGGAUGACUUAAUGCCUAAAGAACAGAUGAAUAUGCAUAGAAAGAAGUCCAAGAACCAGAGCCAAAUGGAAAGAAAAAGGAAAGAUCGAUAUCUGGAAAAUGGAGGUUCUUUUCACUAUUAUGGUAAACAUGCGGAUCUGGGUCAUCACUAUGGAGACUCAUUGUGUGAAGUUUUUUCUCCCCCGGGAAAUCAUCAAUAUAAACAAGAUGUAGGACCUGAUACAUUGUGUUAUAUUCGGACACAGAUACCCUGUAUGCACCUGGAAUGUAGUCAUCCUUCAGAUAAAGUUUCAGUUUUUCCAGCUCCAUUAGGUAACAAAUCUGAAAACAGUGGCCAUGCAUAUUCUCCUAAGGAGUCUUCCUAUGCAUCAAAUCCAGUCCAGUCCAUGGAGAGCUCUCAUUGCCCUUCAUUCGAGGUUCCAGCAAAAACAGUCAACGAAAAGAGAGACCAGCUAUGCCAGGAUUUACAAACUCCUACGACUAGAAAGUUUAAAAAUGUCGAUACGUCUGCUCCGAUGGAAUUUUGUCAUCCUGUUUCAGCUCAUAAGCAAGUUCAGCACUCUGAAAAUGAGGUUGAAGUUCAUAGUGAAAUCAAAGGAGUUAGUGUAGGAAUUCCAACAGACUUGGAUUCUUCAAAUGUACAGGAGAGCUCUUGCAUGAGCUCUGUGGUGGAUGAAAUCUCACUAGAAGCAACUAAUUUUCGCCAGCUUCAACAAGUGAUGGAAAAGUUGGAUAUCAGGACUAAACUGUGUAUAAGGGAUAGUCUGUACCGCUUGGCUAGGAGUGCUGAACAAAGGCAUAAUUGUGCAAAUUUGAUUAGUGGCAAUGGAGAUGGCAGAGAUGCAAGUAGAGCAGUGAUGUUUCAAGAAACAAACAAGUGCACUGGAUUUGUGGAUAUGGAAACUGGUACCAAUCCCAUAGAUCGCUCUAUAGCACACCUACUGUUUCACAGGCCCUCGGAUGCAUCCGCAAUGCCUACUAACAAUGCCGUCUCUCUUAGGUCUCAAGGCUCGAUUCAUGGGUCUGAUAAUAGUCCACCUGUGAUGGCUGAGACACAAGUUUUCCAGGAAGAUAGCGUUGCCAGUGCACAUAAAAAAUGCUGAUGACGGACAACAAAUAAGGAAAAAAAAAAUGGUUAGCGCUAGCACCAUUUUUCUUAAAUAUGUUUAUUUUUGAAUUUGACUGCAAAUCAGAAUGUAUAAUCAAGCUUUUGAGGCCCAACAUAGAUGCCGGGUUUGGUUCGAAACGUGUUUGUUAGAUAGGCUUUUGUCUAUGUUGGUGUAUAUCCUUGCAGCACUCAUCUCGAUGAGCUAAAUAUUUAUCCUCUGUGUCAGUCUGUCACUAGAAUUUCCUUGCAUCUCCAUCUCACCCCGUUGGUACCAUUUGAUUUGUUAUCUUAACAUGUCCUUGGCUCAUGCCUGUUUAAUUUCUUAGGAUAAGACACUUGUGUUAAUUCUUCUGUUGGUAUCCUAUUAUUUUUUUACACAUGUAUGAACCAAUAUUUGCGGAAAAAGAUGUGCCAAGCGCAAGUAUUUUGUA
Juglans regia (Persian walnut) is the source of this 2732-nucleotide messenger RNA. Its product is annotated as protein LNK1. Gene Ontology annotation, biological process: regulation of DNA-templated transcription; circadian rhythm. The record is from RefSeq and is a predicted model, not a curated record. The coding region runs from base 263 to 2296 and encodes 677 amino acids. Lineage: Eukaryota; Viridiplantae; Streptophyta; Magnoliopsida; Fagales; Juglandaceae. The transcript is spliced from 8 exons.